GGGAGCUCUCAGUGCAAGGCCGCUAUCCAGGACCGCACCGCACCUUCGGCCGGGCGUGAGCGGUCGGUGGGGGCCGCCGCUGCCCCCGGGAGCGGGAGCACCGUGGGUAUCGGGAUUACCGGGGCGCGCGGCGGGCCCGGGGGCUCCUCUGCCUUCGGCCGGGAUCGGAGCCGCGGGCAGGCUGUGCGAGAACGCCGCAUAUCUCCGCAUCUCUCCUGAGAUGCAGCAAAUGCCCAGGAAAUCAAAGCGGCGUAAAAAUGGGUCGCGGAGAAAAGCCGCGUUUGUCCUGAAUGGGGUUUACGUCCCUGUGUCAUUCCUCCCGCCAGCGUGGUCUCCAGGUUUGUUUGUCGCUGUUUGGGGUGACCAUGAUCUCGCCUGGACAGGGAUGAAUGUCUUUAAGCUGAAGAAAGUUGAAGUGAAAAUUGAAGUUGUGAUACCUGAGAAGGAGAGAAGCAAGGAAGAGAUGUCACCCAAUGGGAAAGCCAGCCCUCUGAUCUACAAAGUCAAUGGGACUGCCCGUCACUACCACCUCGAGGACCAUCCAAUUGCCAGCAACCCCUACCACAACCUAAAGGAUGUAGUAGAAGCAUCCGUGUGCCAUGUGAAGGACCUGGAGAAUGGACAGAUGCGGGAAGUGGACCUGGGCUGUGGGAAGGCUCUGCUCAUCAAGGAGAGUGGCGAGUUCCACGCCGUGGGACACAAGUGUCCACACUAUGGGGCUCCGCUGGUCAAAGGGGUUCUGUCCAAAGGAAGAGUCCGCUGUCCCUGGCAUGGAGCUUGCUUCAAUAUCGGCACAGGUGACAUUGAGGACUUUCCCGGCUUGGAUAGUUUACCCAGGUUCCAGGUGAAGAUUGAGAAGGAGAAGGUAUACAUCCGAGCAAGCAAGCAGGCUCUUCAGACACAGAGGAGGACAAAGGUGAUGGCAAAGUGCAUCUCCUUGAGCAACUACAACCUGAGCAGCACCAAUGUACUGAUCAUUGGUGCAGGGGCAGCUGGGCUGGUCUGUGCAGAGACCUUGCGCCAGGAGGGUUUCUCUGACCGGAUUGUGAUGUGCACCAUGGACAGACACUUGCCCUAUGACAGACCAAAGCUCAGUAAGUCAAUGGAUUCCCACCCUGAGCAGAUCACCCUGCGCCCCAAGGACUUCUUCUGCACCUAUGACAUUGAAGUUCUGACUGAAAUGCAGGUGGCGGCUGUGGAUGUCAAGAGCAAGAUAGCUGUGUUCAAAGAUGGGUUUAAGAUGGAAUACAACAAGCUGCUGAUAGCAACGGGAAACACGCCCAAAACUCUCAGCUGCAAAGGCAAGGAGAUGGAAAACGUUUUCAACAUCCGGACGCCUGAAGAUGCCAAUCGUGUGGUGAAGCUGGCCACGAGCAAGAAUGUGGUGAUUGUGGGAGCCUCCUUCCUGGGGAUGGAGGUGGCUGCCUACCUUGCAGAGAGGGCCCACUCGGUGUCCCUGGUGGAGCUGGAGCACGUUCCCUUCAAGAAGUUCUUUGGGGAGAGGGUUGGCCGUGCUGUCAUGAAGAUGUUCGAGAAUAACAGGGUGAAGUUCUACAUGCAGACAGAGGUGUCGGAGCUGCGGGAGCAGGAGGGGAAGCUGAAGGAGGUUGUACUGAAGAGUGGGAAGGUCCUGCGUGCUGAUGUCUGUGUCGUGGGUAUUGGUGCAGUCCCAGCAACAGGCUUCCUCAAGCAGAGUGGCAUCAACAUAGACUCCAAGGGCUUCAUCGUGGUCAACAAGAUGAUGCAGACCAACAUCCCAGGGGUCUUUGCUGCUGGAGAUGCUGUCACAUUUCCAUUAGCCUUGAGGAAUAACAAGAAGGUGAAUGUCCCCCACUGGCAGAUGGCUCAUAUGCAUGGCCGCAUCGCCGCACUGAACAUGUUGGCCCACGGCACCGAGAUCAGCACUGUCCCCUACCUGUGGACAGCCAUGUUCGGGAAGAGCAUCCGAUAUGCAGGCCAUGGGGAAGGAUUUGAUGAUGUUGUCAUUCAGGGAGAUUUAGAUGAACUGAAGUUUGUGGCAUUUUACACCAAGAGUGACGAGGUGGUGGCUGUGGCCAGCAUGAACUACGACCCAAUUGUCUCCAAGGUGGCUGAGGUCCUGGCUGCUGGCAGGACCAUCCGGAAGCGCGAUGUGGAAACUGGAGACAUGUCCUGGCUGACAGGGAAAGGCUCCUAACACUGCGGAUGGCUGAGCCUUCCUGAUGCUGCACUUGCCAUGGGGAGAUGGGACAGCAGCCUUGAGACCUGGAUGAACCUGGCAUUGUGCACUGACCUUCCCAGGAGGAUCUCCCACAGCUCCUCUGCCCCUGUGCCUGCUGGGCUGGGGCUCUGCUGUUGCAAUUGCUAUGGAAUGCUGGAAAUGCAGCCCACAGAGAGUGUGGGGUUUGGCACUGGCAGUGGGCAUGGGUGCCGUAUGGCUCCAGAUGCUGCCAUUGGGCUGAGGGUCCCCGGGUGGGUCUGCCCCAUGCAUGUCCCUCACCCCCAUAAGCAGCACGAGUGCCUUUGGUUGCUCUUGUGCUUUCAUGCAUGAUGCUCCUUUCCAAAUUCUCUUCGCUUCCUGCAGAGCUCCAAUGUGCAUCCCUGUGGAGCCUGACAUCUGCUCCCUUCCUGCAUGGCUGCAGCAUUUGCCACAGCUCUCUCUGUGCCCACCCACCCCAGAGGGCAUCUGGGUGGGCCAGGAGAUGGGGUUACACUGGGUGAUCUCUGUGCAGCUGGUGCUUGUGUUGUGCAGGCUGGUCCUGUGCAGCCCUACCAGCAGAGGUGGGUCCCUGUCCAUGCUGAGAGCUCUGGAGCUCAUCAAUCCCCAUCCCAGCAUCUCCUGUCCUGGAGCAGUCCAGGGGCUGGGGUGUGUUCCCUGUUUCCCAGGGCUCAGUUUUGGCUAGGGCACUGGUAGCUUUUGGCCUGUUCCUGGAGUGCUUAGUAAAGGUACCUUAGAGCUGUGAUGGCUCAGCUGCAGCCCUGGGUUGGGUGGCCACCCUUCCAGCCAGACUUGGGAUAUCUCUCCUUAAUGCUAUCAUGGGAUCAGUGCUGUUGCUAGGGUGUUAUUCAAGGAAAAGUAGGUGGGGGAGCAUUUCUGACUGUCCAUUCUCUGGCACUUGUCCAGCAUAGUGACAAGGCUGCAUUUCCCAACCCACCAUGCCAGUGCUCUGCUGUCCUGUUUCCUGCCCCAUGCUGAAGAUGAGCCAUGUCUCCAGCUCAGGAGUGGACCUGGCCAGCCACAGCCCGGUGUCCAUCAGCCCAGCAGAGUGGGGGUUGAGGGUCCCCCUUGGAGAGACUCCAGUGCUUUUUUCUGGGGGUGAGUCCUUCUCCAGCAAUCAGUGUUUUACCCUGAGUUCCAAACAAGAGGAUUUAUAUUUUUAAUUUGAUUCACCCCCUCUGAAUUAAAGCAAUACUAUUCUUGG
This is a messenger RNA of Catharus ustulatus (Swainson's thrush), 3401 nucleotides long. RefSeq names its product apoptosis inducing factor mitochondria associated 3 (gene AIFM3). The record is from RefSeq and is a predicted model, not a curated record. Lineage: Eukaryota; Metazoa; Chordata; Aves; Passeriformes; Turdidae. Bases 221 to 2176 code for a protein of 651 amino acids. The transcript is spliced from 19 exons. Gene Ontology annotation, molecular function: flavin adenine dinucleotide binding; 2 iron, 2 sulfur cluster binding; oxidoreductase activity, acting on NAD(P)H. Gene Ontology annotation, biological process: execution phase of apoptosis. Gene Ontology annotation, cellular component: cytoplasm; mitochondrion.